UGGUUCCUGAAUAUACCCUGGCGCACAGUGGUGACGCAACGACGCAUAGACUCGUCGAGUCGGGGCUGGCUCACAUCCGUUGCACCUGCAAAGUGACGUUAUGCAGAGCAGGUGGUCAUGGCUUGGAAGACGAGGACCCGCAAUUUACAGGUGUUUGACACGGAGCUGAGUGCCGACACGGUAGAGUGGUGUCCGGUUUUAUCGAGCCACGACAUCCUGGCAUGCGGGACAUAUCAGCUACAGAAAGGGGCAGGGGAAGAGUCUGCUGCCCCGAGCCGGACCGGUCGUUUGUACCUCUUUGAAUUUCGGCGAGAGGGAUUGAUGAGCCCUCCUCUAACUGAGCUUCAGCGCACAGACACAGCGGCCAUUUUAGACUUGAAAUGGUGCCACGUGCCGGUGUCAGGGCAGGCAGUUCUAGGAGUGGCAGCUGCCACCGGAGAGCUGCAACUGUACACACUGUCAGACAGUCAGGAAGGCGGCCGCAGUCUGCAGAUUCUGAGCAGUUUUGAAGUGGGAGUGGAUCGCCUGGCUCUGUCAUUAGACUGGUCCACUGGAAGAAUGGACAGCAGCUGUGACGUGCGGGUGGUGUGCAGCGACUCUGCAGGCUGUGUCAGUGUUCUCUCCAUGGCUGAAGGUGCCCUGACGGCUCUGUCUCAGUGGAAGGCCCAUGACUUCGAGGCCUGGAUCUCCGCCUUUUCCUAUUGGGACACACAGCUGGUUUAUUCUGGUGGUGAUGACUGCAAACUUAAAGGCUGGGAUCUCAGGGUCGGUCCCUCCUCCCCCACUUUUACCAGUAAAAAGCACUCGAUGGGUGUGUGCAGCAUUCACAGCAACCCACAUCGUGAACACAUCCUGGCUACAGGCAGCUAUGAUGAGCAGGUCUUGCUGUGGGAUGGCAGGAACAUGCGGCAGCCUCUCAGUGAGAGUUCCCUGGGUGGUGGAGUGUGGAGGCUGAAGUGGCAUCCGACCCAUCAGAAUCUACUGCUGGCAGCCUGCAUGCACAAUGACUUCCAUAUCCUUAACUGCCGGCCGGCCCUCGAGGGCAGUGGAGGAGUGUGUCCUGUCAUAGCCUCCUACAUCCUCCACAACUCCCUGGCAUAUGGAGCCGACUGGUCCCGGCUGUCCCUGGAGGAACCUGCUCCGGGCUCCCCUCCUGCUGCGGAACCAAAGGAAAGCCUUGCAGAGAGUGGAGGACACUUGAGGAUUCAGUAUGAGUCUCCCACCGCCAGCUUUGACACUUCCUUGGAGGACGAUGCAGGACGAUACAUCCCAGAGGACAUCGCAACGCCCUCCACCACCCGCGCUGCAGUUCCUGCCCUCGAGUGUAAUGAGGACGCCCCUUCACUGUCCUGUCUGUUGGCGAGCUGCUCGUUCUAUGACCAUAUGCUCCACGUGUGGCGCUGGGACUGCACUCCAGAGCAGGCUUAGCAGGAAUUAGAGCAGUGAUGACCAGGCUGUAGCACUGGCUGCACUGACACUAUAUCAAAAUCUAACCUGUACCGAAGUCAAGCAGAAUGUACAGCCCAGCUAUUAAAUGGGCAUGUUAUACUGUUAUUCCAUUCACUGUCUCCACACUCCCAAAAUAUGCAAUUAGGAAAACACUAUAUUUUCAUAACGAUUUUUAUAAACCUGUAUUUAAACAAAAAUUGUUUAUAAUGCUUAUACUGUAUUUCUUGAAGCAAAAAGAUCAAUACAUCUACUCACUCACAUUCGUUCACUUCAUUAUAGCUUUUUAAAGCACUUUGGCUGUGUUCACACUGCAGGCCUUGAAGCUGCAAAAGGCAUGAAUGAAAACAACCAAUCAGAGCUGAGAAAGAGACACAUUGGGUUGGUGUCUUAAAGAUGGUUGAUUGCUGACUUGCUAAUUUCUUGUCAGUAUUUGACAACAUGGGAAUGAACUAUAACUCUCGGCUCUGAUUGGUUGUUUUCGUUUAGGCCUGGUGGAUAUUUGCAAAUGCCAUUAGGAAAACUAGGAGGAGCCAGAGGAACCUGAUUUUUUUCUGUCUCAUGUUCUAGUUUCAGCAAAUGUUUUUUUUGUUUGGUUGUUCGCAUUAUUUUUUAAUUGUGGCUCAUAUCGGAUUCCAGUGUGAAGAGGUCAUGUGACCCAUAGGACAACCGCAGGUCUAGAGUGACGUAAAAGGCAAAUUAAUUCUGAUAAGACUGUUCACACUGCAAAAAUCAGACCUGUAUCUUUUUCUGGAGCAAUGUCUGCUACUUUCUGCCCAGAGGUGUUUGUGGAUGGAGUCAGAGCAAAAGUGGCUAAAUUGAAGAGAUCAAAUUCCAUGUGAUUGAUGUUGUUCACACUGCAUCUGAUUUCUGCCUACAGUGUGAACAUUUUCCUUUGUGAUCAUGUUUAGAAAAACUGUGAAAAAAACACCAUGAAGACCUAUGCAGUA
Molecule: messenger RNA, 2396 nt
Organism: Morone saxatilis (striped sea-bass)
Lineage: Eukaryota; Metazoa; Chordata; Actinopteri; Moronidae
Gene: dph7
Product: diphthamide biosynthesis 7
Exons: 9
Coding region: 118-1428 (436 amino acids)
Molecular function (GO): protein binding
Source: RefSeq, a predicted model, not a curated record